UCUAGCAUGCACAACAGUUAUGGGGAGAGUCUUGCCCUGCCCGGUGCUACUGCUGCUGGUGCUGCUGGCCCUAGGUCCUGGAGGUGCACCAAGCUCCACCCUGGCUCAGCAGGACUGCAGUGCUGCCGACACAGUAGUGAAGGAAGGACAACGACUCGUCAUCAACACCGCAGAAUUCACCAAGAUAUAGAAAAAUAUUUCUGUUCUCUUACUUUGUUUGUGAAGCCUGAAAGUGACUUUGAGGGCGUGAGUCUUUAUGUGUGGACAAGUGACGGCACUCGCCACACUGCCUGGUUCCCUGCCGAGGAGAGCUGUUUCCCGCGCGAUGACACGUGGCUGGAAUUCAAAGCGGUGAUUUGGAGAACCGGGGCGGAUCUUUCGUUUUACUUUAGGUCUCUUGCAUGCUUGAAGGAGUGCGAGAUCAACGCUGUCCAGGCAGUGCCUAUGAACUUCGGCGUGGUGGCUCACGGCCCUUCCAAGUGGUUGACCCAGGCCCCAUCUGAAAUCUGUGGGUACCAGAUCUUAGGUAAAUCGGAUUUCAACGAAACUGCCAACUGCAUGCAAUCUCCAUCCACCACCACCAACACCACUAUAAAUGGGAUGCAUUCUACUCUUAAGAUAAUUAUAGCGGCGUCAGCAGCAGCAGCAGCAGUGGUGGUGGUGGUGGUGGUGGUGGUGGUGGUGAUCUGCUGGAAGCGGAAAGCUACCAUAUCACCACGCCCAGGCGGUCUCUUCCGGCCCCCAGAUGAGCACGUCAUAGAAAACGAGAUCUACGAGCCAUUUGACAGUCCCGCUAACGACGCCGGGCCGCAAACUUUCCAGAACGAACUGUACGAGUCCUUCAGUCCCGCCACACACUCCCGCACCCUGACGGGACAGACAUGAUGGACGGCGCAGAGAGAGAGAGAGAGAGAGAGAGAGAGAGAGAGAGAGAGAGAGAGAGAGAGAGAGAGAGAGAGAGAGAGAGAGAGAGAGAGAGAUUUAAACAUGCUACAUUAUUUUCUUCGAGUCUAUUGGUCAGUUUCACAGUGAGCAAUGAACACACAGCAAAAUCUUACAGAGAUAUACCAAGGAUUGUCAGUUAUGGGCUAGUACGUGAUUACUUACACACACACACACACACACACACACACACACACACACACACAUACACACACACACACACACACACACACACACACACACAGAC
Molecule: messenger RNA, 1189 nt
Organism: Scylla paramamosain (green mud crab)
Lineage: Eukaryota; Metazoa; Arthropoda; Malacostraca; Decapoda; Portunidae
Exons: 2
Coding region: 7-885 (292 amino acids)
Source: RefSeq, a predicted model, not a curated record